This is a messenger RNA of Pristis pectinata (smalltooth sawfish), 1074 nucleotides long. Its product is annotated as leucine-rich repeat-containing protein 3B-like. Lineage: Eukaryota; Metazoa; Chordata; Chondrichthyes; Rhinopristiformes; Pristidae. Gene Ontology annotation, cellular component: plasma membrane. Gene Ontology annotation, molecular function: protein binding. The record is from RefSeq and is a predicted model, not a curated record.
AUGGAGGUGAUUGUCCUUGCCACGUCGCUGCUGCUUUUCCGACUCGGUGUCGUAAGCUCUACGUCUGAGCCCUGGUCCGUGUGCCCCAGGGGAUGUAAUUGCAGAGAAGGCCUCAAGUACGUGAACUGCACAGCCGCCUCCCUCCGCCAGAUCCCCGCCAGUCUACCGCCAGACACCGAGCAUCUGGACCUCUCCAAGAAUAAUCUGACCGUUCUCCCCGCCAAAGCCUUCCACACCCUCUGGAGAAUGAACAUUCUCCUCAUUAGUUCCUGCAACGUGAGGUUCGUGGAAGACGGAGCCUUCACUGUACUCGAGAACCUCUGGAGACUGGAUCUCCAGAGGAAUGACAUCAGGCAGCUGGGCAACAGUUUUUCCGCUGGCCUCUCCUUCCUCAGUGAGCUCAUACUAUCUGACAACAACUUGGAGAGGCUUAAUUCACAAAUGUUCCAGUACCUGGACAAUGUGAAGAAACUCUACCUUAAUAAUAACCGGAUCUAUCAGAUCAUGAACGGGGCUUUCAGAAGUAUGACCAGACUCCGGCACCUGCACCUUCAGAAUAACAGACUUGAUUUCUUACACAAUGGAGUGUUCUUCAUGCUUCAGAGUCUGGAGGUGCUCAACCUUCAGGGUAAUCGAAUCAAAGAUGUUGACACCGGCGUCUUCACGUCAUUGACAAGUUUGACUGUCCUAAAUCUUUAGAAUGGCCUGGAACGAAUUAAAUUCAAGACGUUUUUGGGCAUUCAGACUUGGGGCACUCACAUCUUGCUGUCUGAGAAUAACUGGACCUGUGACUGUGAGCUUCAGAGGGUUUUCGGGAAGUUGCACAGUGUCCAGCGCCUGAUAGUCGAUGACUACGACGACGUGAUCUGCUUGGAGCCACCCGCACUAAGGGAUUUGCCUUUGGCGUCUGUUGACACUCAGCUCUGCAUAGCAGAGACUGUCACCGUCCUGAUCAUCACUUUCACAGUCUUCAUUACUGUGGUAGCUGCCAUUGUAAUGGCGGAGAGGAACAGGAAGAAACGAACUGGAAAACAUUGGAGCGAGGAGAGCGAAGACUUAGAUUCACAAGAUUAA